Molecule: messenger RNA, 1122 nt
Organism: Penicillium cosmopolitanum
Lineage: Eukaryota; Fungi; Ascomycota; Eurotiomycetes; Eurotiales; Aspergillaceae
Product: ATP synthase subunit alpha
Exons: 5
Coding region: 1-1122 (373 amino acids)
Biological process (GO): proton motive force-driven ATP synthesis; proton transmembrane transport
Molecular function (GO): ATP binding; proton-transporting ATP synthase activity, rotational mechanism; ADP binding
Source: RefSeq, a predicted model, not a curated record
AUGUUCAGAAACGCUCUGCGGCAAUCCAGCCGCUCUGUUGCGGCCGCCUCGGCCACUGGCCGUGUCGCUGUUCGCGCGGCUGUCCCCGGCCCCAUCGCCGGUGCCUCCAAGCAGGUCCGUUCCUACGCUGCUGAGGCCAAGGCCCAGCCCACUGAGGUCUCCUCCAUCCUGGAGCAGCGCAUCCGUGGUGUCCAGGAGGAGGCUGGUCUCGCUGAGACCGGUCGUGUCCUGUCCGUCGGUGAUGGUAUCGCCCGUGUUCACGGUAUGACCAAUGUCCAGGCUGAGGAGCUGGUCGAGUUCGCCUCCGGUGUUAAGGGUAUGUGCAUGAACCUCGAGGCCGGCCAGGUCGGUGUUGUCCUGUUCGGUUCCGACCGUCUCGUCAAGGAGGGUGAGACCGUCAAGCGUACCGGCGAGAUUGUUGAUGUCCCCGCUGGUCCUGAGCUGCUCGGCCGUGUCGUCGACGCUCUCGGUAACCCCAUUGAUGGCAAGGGACCCAUCAACGCCACUGAGAAGCGCCGUGCCCAGCUCAAGGCCCCCGGUAUCCUGCCCCGUCAGUCCGUCAACCAGCCCGUGCAGACUGGUAUGAAGUGUGUCGACUCCAUGGUGCCCAUUGGCCGUGGUCAGCGUGAGUUGAUCAUUGGUGACCGUCAGACCGGUAAGACUGCCGUCGCUCUCGACACCAUGCUCAACCAGAAGCGUUGGAACAGCUCCGGCGACGAGGCCAACAAGCUGUACUGUAUCUACGUUGCCGUCGGUCAGAAGCGUUCCACCGUCGCUCAGCUCGUCAAGACCCUUGAGGAGAACGACGCCAUGAAGUACUCCGUUGUCGUCGCUGCCACCGCCUCCGAGGCCGCCCCCCUGCAGUACAUUGCUCCCUUCACUGGCUGCGCCAUCGGUGAGUGGUUCCGUGACAACGGCCGCCACGCCGUUAUCAUCUACGACGAUCUGUCCAAGCAGGCCGUUGCCUACCGUCAGAUGUCCCUGCUUCUGCGUCGUCCCCCCGGACGUGAGGCCUACCCCGGUGACGUUUUCUACCUGCACUCCCGUCUGCUCGAGCGUGCCGCCAAGAUGAACAACAAGACCCACGGUGGUGGUUCCCCUGACUGCCCUUCCCAUCAUUGA